Molecule: messenger RNA, 12366 nt
Organism: Aedes albopictus (Asian tiger mosquito)
Lineage: Eukaryota; Metazoa; Arthropoda; Insecta; Diptera; Culicidae
Gene: Dhc62B
Product: dynein axonemal heavy chain 12
Exons: 9
Coding region: 379-12171 (3930 amino acids)
Biological process (GO): microtubule-based movement
Cellular component (GO): dynein complex
Molecular function (GO): minus-end-directed microtubule motor activity; ATP binding; dynein light intermediate chain binding
Source: RefSeq, a predicted model, not a curated record
UCAAACAGUUGGUUGAAUAGAACUGUUGGUAGCAACGUUGCAACUGUUGCAUGCAGCAACACGUGGUGCACCAACAAAAGGUUAACCCAGUUGCAUCAGGAUGUCAAGGUUAUGUUAUGUCGCUUUCACCACCACGUGCCUAGGUCACGUGCGACCAUGAAGCGGGUCAAGUUCAAACCAGCAAUGCCAACAACAGGUGGCCAUGCCAUGUGUGGGAGUCGUCUCCCAUAACGACCGCGUUGACCGGGUUGCUACUAUUUUCCGGCUGUAAACAAAGUGAAAAUUUUUUGAGUUCGGCGGAAGUUUUUGAGUGGUCUCGCUUUUGGCCGGAUUUCAACGGAAAUGACCCACGGUAGGUGCUAAUUUUGACCAAUCAGCAUGAGUCGACGGUUGGCCAAGUUGCACAAACCGUGCGACAGGCUGGACAAGUACGACAAUGAGCCGUACAUACAGAACCCAUUGCUGAAUCUGUUCCUGUCCGAGGUGAAGGAACGACGCCAUUAUAGUUUCAUCCAACGGAAGGCCGCUGCGGAAAAAGUCAAAAUCUGUCGCCGAAAAACCGAAGACCUGGACGAUGUCAUCCCGAAGCCCGAGUCCUACUACGUCGAUCAGCUUCGUGAACAUGCCAAACGAGCUCCGGUUCCCAAGAUGCUUUCGCGGACGGAAGAAAAAAUUCUGUCUUUCGUUCCGAAGCGCCUACGGCAGCAAUAUCCAGCCGCGCUGAAAAACUACAUGGCGGACGUUCACGAAGACUUCGACAAAGUCAUGAAAGCUUUUAGCUGCCAGAAAAUUUUUAAACCCGCUCCCGAUGACUAUGUUCCACCGAGGGAAAAGUUUGAGUUCAAGCGACUCGGGAGAACUCCCAACUACAAAAACUUCCUCAAGCAUAAGGCCUCUAUCCAGAAAAACCUACUGAUUCCACAUCCGUUCAUUCGGUGCAUUAUCCAUUAUUCCUAUUCGGACUUUCCGGCGGUUUUGAAUGACUACACCAAGUAUAGGAUGAAGGAUGAGAUUACGUUGAAUGAGCUUCGCGAUAUGGCCAAGAAGGAACUCCUCGGAUACAACAACUUCAUCGCCCAGGAGUGGUAUCCAAAGAUCACGCGAAUCCUGAAGAAACACUACGAUCGUCGUACGCUUCCGAAGUCGAUGUGGCCGAAAGUGAUCAGCUGCGCUUCGGGACUCAUCAAUCGCCAGCUGACCGAGUUGAAACUUCGCACCAUUGAACACCUGCGGCAGACCGUUCUCAAUGUUCAUAAAAUUCCACAGAUGAAGGUCAUCGCCAUAUGUGACGACGGGGUGGUGGACUUGUUUCCAAGCUUGAACGACAUUUUUAGCGUGUAUCAGAACGCGAUCGAGGACAUUGCCACGGUGGGUUCACGCUUGGAUGCGCUGGAGAACAUCAUCGAUGCCCAGGCAUUUGUGACCAAAGUCAAUUUUAUGAAGAUUGUGGUCGGCGAGAUCACCCUACAAGAGGCUCACAACGCCUUGCAACUUGCUCUGGAGAAGACCUUCGAACCAUUGGUCAGUUAUUUGAAGGACUUCCAGGAGCAGUUUGCCGGUUUGAUAAGUCCCGAGACCCGCGACGAGUUGGACGAGUUCCUGAGCGAACCGCGUUCGUUCGAGGAAUAUCUGGAGAAGAUCGACUACUUCCAAGCGUACAACGAGAAGAUCAAGAACAUGGUGAUGAAGGAGUACUUCUACGUGGCCAUCGUGAACCAAUCGGAUGCCAUCGGUAGCGUGCGGAAAAUGGUCCGGGAGUACAUUGAGCGGAUUGCGUCGCACAUCGCGGUGGAACAUAGAAAGGAGAGUCAACGGAUUUGCAAGGAAUUUGAAGAGAUUAAGGAUCGGGCUUUGGAGAUACCGACCUCGACUGAGCAGCUGAUGGCCAACGGGGAGUACAUGACUCGCGCUAAAACGGAGGUUAUAGAGGAACUGCGCGAGAAGAUUCAGGAAUCGAUGAGGAUUGGAGCAUACUUGGUGGAGCUGAUGGAGCUGCCACCGGAUCACAUGGACGUCCAGGUGGAAAGUAUCAACUGGUACUUCCGGAUACAGGCGGUGUUUGAUAUCAAUUCCACAAACUUUGAAACCUACAAGUUCCAGUUUGAGGAGAAGUUACAGGAAGUGACGAAGCAGUUGAACGAAAAGAUGGAGGAAAUGAUUCCCAAGAUAGCGAUCAUCAACGACAUGACGGAAACGGAGAAGUUCCGAGACUACGUGAUGCUGUUGCAGAGCUAUAUCGAUCAGAUUUUUGUCUUUGAGGAUUACGUCAAGUGGAUCAACAAGGAAGAGGUGUUGUUCAAGUUUCCCAAAUCUCAAUAUGCAGUAUUGGAAGCGAUCAAGACUUUCAUCGUGCCGUUCUACAAGUUGAUCAGGUUAUGUAUGCGUUGGAUACGCUAUUAUGAUGUUUGGAUGGAUGGUCCCUUUGAAUAUCUGGAGCCUCACUUUGUGGAAUCCAAAACGGAAGAAUUCUUGAAGGAAUUUCAAAAGACUCAGAAGUACUACCGGAAUCGCAUCAAGGCAGACAUGCUGGAGAACACACUCUGUAAAUUCAAGGGUCAAACGGAAGAUCCGGAUCCGGAGAAGCAUCCGUGUCCACUGAAGCUUUGCGCCCGGAUGACACAGUCCAUCAAGGACUUCCACCUGGGAGUGUACAUCGUGAACAUUAUGUGCAAUCCGGCGUUGAAAGAUCGUCACUGGGACGAGAUGUCCGAGAUUGCCGGAUUCGAUUUGACCCCGGAUGCAGGCACUACCCUGCGUAAGAUCAUCAACCAUAAGCUGGACAAAGAUCUGGACAAGUUCGAAAUCAUCAGUAUCGGGGCGAACAAGGAGCUGCAGCUACAGAAGAAUUUGGCGGCCAUGAUCAAAGAGUGGGAGACGAUCGAGUUCAAGUUAAACCCGUUCAAGGAAACCAAUCUGAACAUUUUGUCUGGGUUGGAUGAAAUACAGGCGGUGUUGGAUGACCACAUCAUCAAGACUCUGGCAAUGAGAGGUUCAGCGUUCGUAAAGCCAUGCGAGAAGGAAGUGAAAGAAUGGUACAAAACUCUCACCCGUGUUAACAAAACCAUCGAACAAUGGGGAAAGGUGCAGAGCACGUGGUUGUAUCUGCUGCCCAUUUUCUCGUCGGCGGAUAUCGUGGCGCAGAUGCCGAACGAAGGUAGGAUGUUCCAGCAGGUGGACAAGACGUAUCGGAUGUACAUGAAGAUUGUUGAAGCGAAUCAUUCAGUGAUGAAUGUGGCGGCGGCCAAGGGUGUUCUGGAAGCUUUGGAGGAGUCCAAUGAACUAAUGGAGGAGAUCACCAACGGCGUCAACGAAUAUCUGGAGAAGAAGCGGCUGUACUUCCCGAGGUUCUUCUUCCUCUCGAACGAUGAAAUGUUGGAGAUUUUGUCGGAAACGAAGGAUCCGCUUCGGGUUCAGCCACAUUUGAGCAAGUGCUUCGAAGGUGUCAACCGACUGGAGUUUGAUCAGGCUUUGGAUAUUCGCUCGAUGUUCAGCAUUGAGAAGGAACAGGUACAGUUCGUGGAUAAGGUGUCGACUUCGGAAGCUCGAGGAAGCGUGGAGAAGUGGUUGCUUCGGGUAGAGGAAGAGAUGUUGCGUGCCGUGUUCCAUGAAAUGCGAGGCAGCUAUGAGGCGUACAAGGAGAAGGAACGUCACGCUUGGGUGUUGGAUUGGCCUGGCAUGAUAGUGCUCUGCGUAUCGCAGAUUUACUGGGCAGCAAAUAUUCAUGCGUGCUUGGGACAGAAACCAGAAGCGAUCGUGGAGUACUAUGAACAGUUGCAGAAGGAGCUCAUGGAUGUAGUCAUGCUUAUUCGUUCGAAGGAGAUUACCAAUUUGGACCGCAUCACGAUCAAAGCGCUGAUAGUUAUCGAUGUUCACGCGAAGGAUGUCGUAGACGACCUGAUCAAGCAAGGGAUUCACUCGGAAAAUGAUUUUCAAUGGCUGGCACAGUUGCGAUACUACUGGAGCGAGGAAGAAGUGACAGUGAAGAUUAUCAACGCUUCGGUUCGCUAUGCUUGCGAAUAUCUAGGAAAUUCGGAUCGGUUGGUUAUCACUCCGUUGACGGAUCGAUGUUACCGGACUCUGAUGGGAGCAUACCAGCUGCAUCUGAAUGGGGCACCGGAAGGUCCUGCCGGAACCGGUAAGACGGAAACAACCAAGGAUUUGGCAAAGGCGCUGGCAGUACAGUGCAAGGUGUUCAACUGUUCGGAUGGGCUGGAUUACAAAGCGAUGGGGAAGUUCUUCAAAGGGCUGGCUUCUUCUGGAGCAUGGGCCUGUUUCGACGAGUUCAACAGAAUCGAAUUGGAAGUAUUGUCGGUAGUCGCACAACAGAUCUUAUGCAUCAUUGUGGCUGUCCGAGCAGGAGUGCAGAAGUUCAUAUUCGAAGGAACGGAACUGAAUCUAAAUCCCGCAUGCUACGUCUGCAUAACGAUGAAUCCUGGCUACGCCGGUCGAUCAGAGCUUCCGGACAAUCUCAAGGUGCUCUUCCGGACCGUCGCCAUGAUGGUUCCAGACUACGCCAUGAUCGGAGAGAUCUCUUUGUAUUCUUUCGGGUUCACUAAUGCACGAUCCCUGGCAGUCAAAAUCGUUACCACUUAUCGCCUUUGUUCGGAACAGCUGUCUUCCCAGAAUCACUACGACUACGGAAUGCGAGCCGUCAAAACUGUACUUCAAGCUUGCGGUAACCUCAAAAAGGCGUUCCCCGAUGAAGAUGAAGAAAUUUUGCUGCUGAGGUCACUCCUGGACGUGAACCUUCCGAAAUUCCUCCGGAAAGACGUCCCUCUUUUCGAAGGAAUCAUUUCCGAUCUAUUCCCCGGAGUCUCGCUCCCCGAAGCAGAUUACACGCUGCUGACCAACGCAUUCGAGGACGUCUGCCGGGAGAAGCAGCUGCAACCCAAGGAUACCUUCCUGACUAAAGUGAUUCAAACCUACGAGAUGAUCAUCGUGCGACACGGUUUCAUGAUGGUUGGGCUUCCCUUCUCGGGCAAGUCCAUGACCCUGCAAGUUCUGGCCGAGUGCUUGACGAAGCUGAAAGGCAAAAGCGACAAUCCGUACUUUCAGCGCGUUCACUACGAAGUGGUGAACCCCAAGGCGAUUACCAUGGGUCAGCUGUAUGGAGCGUUCGAUCCGAUUUCGUACGAAUGGACUGACGGAAUUGCGUCAACGAUCUUCCGGCGAUUCGCCAUCGAUACGGAGCCCGAUCGGAAGUGGUUGAUAUUCGAUGGGCCGGUGGAUGCGGUUUGGAUCGAGAAUAUGAACACGGUGUUGGAUGACAAUAAGAAGCUGUGUUUGACCUCGGGUGAAGUCAUUACGAUGAGCGGAGAGAUGUCGAUGAUAUUUGAGGUUAUGGAUCUGGAGCAGGCAUCGCCUGCGACGGUGUCUCGGUGUGGAAUGAUCUUCAUGGAGCCGUCCGUGAUUGGGUGGGAGGCUUUUGUGAAGUCGUGGAUUCUGCGGUGCAACAAGCAAUGGACGGCGGAUUGGGAGGAGCUACUGCUUGAGAUCUUCCGGUGGGUGAUUCCGGACUGUCUGAAGUUCAUUAGGAGGCAGUGCCGGCAGUAUUUGUACCCUGGAGAUAUUAACUUGCUGACCUGUACGAUGAACAUCUUCCAAAUGGUAAUCGAUGAGGCGGUUCAUGAGAGCCCGGACGAGUACGCGAAGUACCUGUUCACGUGGUUUCAGGCGGCGUUGAUGUACUCGGUCGUUUGGGGCUUGGGAGGUAUUUUAGACAUGGAGUCGAAGGUCAAGUUUGAUGAGUUCUAUCGAGAGAUUUGGAAGGGUACGGAUGAGAAUCAUCCGGUUCCGGAAGCUUUGGGGAAAAUCGAUGUGUCAAUGCCAGGCGAAGGAAUGAUCAUGGACUACGUGUACUAUUUUAAGCAAAAGGGCAACUGGCGCUACUACCCAGAUAUGGUUAGGCAGAUGAAAAACGAAGUGGGCAUCACCCUCCUGGUUCCGACUUUGGACUCCGUCCGUUACAUGCACAUACUGGACAUUCACGUGAAGAACAAAAAACCUCUUCUCCUGGUAGGACCCACCGGCACAGGAAAAACGUACUACUUGCAAAACUAUCUGAUGAGCAAAAUGGACCAAACAACAUUCCUGCCUACUCUCAUCACCUUCACGUCCCAGAUCACGGCCAAUCAAACCCAAGAGCUAAUCAUAUCCAAGUUACUGAAGAAACAGCGCGGUCGUUACGGACCUCCGGACAACAAAACUUCCGUUCUUUUCAUCGACGACAUGAACAUGCCGGCCAAAGAGAUCUACGGAGCUCAACCGCCUAUAGAGCUGAUCAGACAAUACUUCGACUACAGCCAUUGGUACGAUCCGAAAGAUGCGUCCAAACUGUUCCUGGAAAAGAUCCUCAUAAUGACGGCCUGCGGUCUACCGGGAGGAAGUCGUCAGAACGUGUACGAGCGGUUCCUGUGCCAUUUUGACAUCUUUGCCAUCAGCAACUUUAACGAUGAAACGAUGUUCAAGAUCUUCAGCAACGUUCUGCUGGACGGAUACAAGAAGGGUGGCCACGCCACGGAUGUAACCACGAUGGUUAACAUGAUCGUAAACGCAACUCUGGACACGUAUCAGUUUGCAUGCGCAAAACUUCUGCCAACUCCGGCUAAGUCGCACUACAUCUUCAACCUUCGGGACGUUUCGCGGGUCAUCAGUGGUUGUUCGAUGUUGAAACGCGAAUCCGUCGAAAGCAAGAAGGUAUUCCCACGGCUUUGGAUGCACGAAGCCAUGCGUGUUUUCUAUGAUCGCUUGGUCAACGAUGCGGAUCGGUUGUUCGUAUUCGACAAGCUGAACCAGAAUCUGAAAACGUUCUUCAAGGAGCGCACGGAACUUUUGCUGCCGGAUUUCUUCGACGAGCAAACUGGAGUUGUGAAGCUGGGAAACUUGAAUAAUUUGAUGUUCGGGAGUUACUUUGACGCGGACGCCGAGCCAGAAGAUCGGAAAUACGAGGAAACGCAGCAGGUGGAGCAGUUUAGGGAUUUGGCGAACCGUGAUCUGGCAGAAUACAACAGCACACAUAAGGCGAAGAUGGACAUUGUUCUGUUCCAGUAUGCUCUGCAGCAUUUGAAUAAAAUUUGUCGUAUAAUGUCAAUGUCCGGAGGAAGCUGUAUGCUAGUUGGGAUGGGUGGAUCCGGACGACAAUCGUUGACCAAAUUGGCGGCUCAGAUAUGUGGACAAUCGUUGUUCCAACCGGAGAUUACAAAGUACUACGGAAUCAACGAGUGGAGAGAAGAUCUCAAGAAGGUGUUGAAGGAGGCUGGAGGAAUGGGUCGGGACACGGUAUUCUUGUUAACGGAAGCCCAACUAAAGGAGGAGGCCUUCCUUCAGGACAUCGACUGCCUCCUCAAUAUUGGAGAAGUUCCCAACAUCUACCCGAUUGACGAGAAGCAGGAGAUUCUGGAAUUAGUGCGACUUGCAGCUCAAGGCGGAAACCGAAACCUCGACAUCAGCCCCCUAGAGGUGUUCCAGUUCUUUGUUAACCGCUGCAAGCAGAAGCUUCACAUCGUGAUCUGUUUCAGUCCGAUUGGAUCGGUCCUGAGGACCAGAAUCCGUCUGUAUCCCUCUCUCGUCAACUGCUGUACAAUCAACUGGUUUGACGCAUGGCCAGAAGAUGCCUUGGAGAAGGUUGCAGAAAUGUACAUGAAGGAGCUGAACGUGGCUCCCUCGGUGAAGGAAUCGAUCGUCGUAACCUGCAAACACUUCCACGUAGUAGCUCGCGAAGUGUCCGCCGAGUUCACCAAAGCUACCGGACGAGUCACCUACAUCACUUCAGCAUCGUAUUUGGAGCUGAUCAAGUGUUUUCGGAAUCUAACCAAGAAGCACCAGUCCGAAAUUAUGGAGAACAAGAUGCGCUACUUGGGUGGUUUGGAGAAGCUGGAUGCUGCAGCGGAAGCCGUAUCGACGAUGCAAAAGGAACUAAACGCCCUACAACCGACGUUGAUUAUCAUGGCCGAGGAAUCCCGCAAAAUGACCGAAGAAAUCGAAAAGGAAUCUAUAGAAGCAGCUGCAGCUACGGAACAAGUGAAGAAGGACGAAAUUGUGGCAAACAUACAAGCAGCUGAAACGCAAGUAUUGAUGGCGGAUUGUGAGAAGGACCUCGCUGGAGCAAUUCCCAUUCUGGAGGAAGCUAUUCAAGCGUUGAAUACCCUGAAGCAAAAUGACAUCACCUUGGUGAAAUCGAUGAAAAACCCACCCGAAGUGAUCAAGCUGAUUAUGGCUGCCGUUUGCGUGAUGAAGGGUAUUCCACCAGACAAGGUCACCGAUCAGGCCACUGGAAAGAAGAUGCUGGAUUAUUGGGGACCCAGUAAACGGUUGCUCGGAGAUAUAAACUUCCUGCAAACGUUGAAGGACUACGACAAGGAACACAUCAAUCCGGACGUUAUGAAGAAAAUUCGGAAGGAUUUCAUACCCCACAAGGACUUUCAACCACAUAUCGUGGCGAAGGCGUCCAGCGCGGCGGAAGGUUUAUGCAAAUGGAUCAUUGCAAUGGAUUUGUAUGACGCCGUGGCAAAGAUAGUGGCUCCGAAAAAGGAGAAGCUACGACUAGCGGAAAAUGCCUACGCGGAGACGAAGAAGAUACUGGCGGAGAAGCGACAGUUAGCGGCAGACUUGGAGAAGAAAGUGGCAGAACUGAAUGACAACCUGGAGGAGGCGAAUCGCAAGAAGCAGGAAGUCGAAGAUGAAGUGCAGAUGUGCAAGGAGAAGUUGCAUCGGGCAGAAAUGUUGAUCGGAGGACUUGGUGGAGAGAAGAGCCGUUGGACGGCCUCGGCUGAGCGACUGCAACAGCUGUACGACGACUUGGCCGGAGAUAUUCUGGUUUCUAGCGGAGUGAUUGCGUAUCUUGCUCCGUUGACUGCUACGUACCGACAUCGUUGCAUUGAGAAUUGGCACACGUUUGUUAAGAAGAUCAAAAUUCCUUGUUCGGAAAGUUACAGCUUGGUAGACAUACUGGGAUCCAUGAUUAAGAUUCAGAACUGGAAUAUCGCAGGUCUGCCAACGGAUGCGUUUUCAGUGGAGAAUGGCAUAAUAAUGGACAGUUCAAGCAGAUUUAGCCUGUUUAUCGAUCCACAGUUUCAGGCGAACAAGUGGAUCCGCAAUAUGGAACGGAACAACCACUUGCAGAUCCUGAAGUUCUCACAAGCGGACUACAUGAAACGACUGGAGUCAUGCAUAGAACACGGGUAUCCAGCGCUGAUCGAGAAUAUCUUUGAAGACCUGGAAGCUCCUUUGGAUCCUCUUUUGAAUAGGAACACUUUUGUUCAGGGAGGAACCGAAUAUCUGAGCUUAGGAGAUAACGUGAUCCCAAUAUCUCCGAAAUUCCGUCUGUAUCUCACUUCAGGACUUCGCAAUCCACACUAUCUACCGGAAGUAUUCAACAAAGUGACCAUCAUCAAUUUUGCACUGACGAUCCAAGGCCUAGAAGAUCAACUGCUAGGUAUUGUAGUUGCCAAAGAGCGACCUGACCUCCAGGAACUUCGGCAAACCCUGAUCGUCCAGGGUGCGAAGAACGUUGCCAUGCUGAAGGAGGUUGAGGACAAGAUUUUGAAAACCCUGUCCGAGAGUAAAGGCGACAUAUUGGAAGAUGAAACCGCUAUUAAGAUUUUGGAUGAUUCUAAGCGAAUCUCGAUCGAUAUUGUCAAGAAACAGGAAGAUUCGAAGGAAAUCGAAGCGAAGAUUGAAGCUUUUCGUCAGAGCUAUCGUCCUGUGGCGGCUCAUUCGUCGACGUUGUAUUACUGUAUAACGGAGCUACCGAACAUCGAUCCCAUGUACCAGUUUUCGCUAUCUUGGUUCAUUAAUCUAUACAUUUACUCGAUCGAGAAUGCCAACAGAACUAAGGAUCUUCUUCGGCGACUGAAGUUUCUCAUGGAUGCGGUAACGUUGAAUCUGUACAAUAAUGUUUGCAGAUCCCUGUUCGAAAAGGAUAAGCUUCUGUUCUCAUUUGUGCUGACAACGAAGAUCAUGAUCUCCUGUAAUCAGAUUGACUUGAAAGAGUUUGAAUUUCUUCUACUUGGUGGGGAGAGAAGUACGGUUGAUCUACCGAAUCCAAACCCCAGUUGGAUAACCGAUAAACUCUGGGAGGACAUUCGCCGAUUAGAACAGCUACCGGAAUUCGCUGGUUUCACAAAGAGUUUCAUCGAGACAACAGACGCUUGGAAGCGCUACUAUGACGUUGACGAUACUCACCUGGAGAAGUUACCCUCGCCAUGGCAGGAGAAGACAAAUCGCUUCGAGAAGCUUAUAGUACUUCGCACUUUCCGCCCGGAUAAGGUUGUCCUUGCAAUAACUGAGUUUGUCGCUUCCGAGAUGGGGCCAGCAUAUGUCCUCCCGCCUCCAUUCGACAUCGCGAAAUCCUACGAAGACUCCAACUGUCUAACUCCACUGAUCUUCAUUCUGUCGCCUGGUGCGGAUCCUAUGAAUGCUCUACUACUAUUUGCCGAGAAAAUGGGAUUUGAUGAAACUUUCCAGGCGAUAUCUCUUGGACAAGGUCAGGGCCCCAUUGCGCAGAAAAUCAUCGAGAAAGCACAGGACGAAGGAACUUGGGUGUGUCUUCAGAAUUGCCACCUUGCCGCCUCCUGGAUGCCCACGUUGGAGUUCUUGUGGGAAAACAUGGACCUCUUUAACACUGUGUCUUCCUUUCGGCUUUGGUUGACCAGCUACCCUUCGGAGCAGUUUCCGGCAAGCAUCCUCCAGAAUGGUAUCAAAAUGACGAACGAGCCACCAACGGGCCUGCAACAGAAUCUCCUGCGAUCGUACAACUCGGAACCUAUGAAUGACGACGCUUUCUACACGGGUUGUGCCGGAAAAGAUCGAUCCUUCUCCAAACUGCUCUAUGGAAUUUGCUUUUUCCACGCAGUCGUCCAAGAACGUCGCAAAUUCGGGCCUCUCGGAUGGAACAUCUCCUACGGGUUUAACGAAUCCGACUUCCAGAUCUCGGUCCUUCAAUUGCAGAUCUUUCUCAAUCAGUACGACGACAUUCCGUAUAUGGCCAUCUCGUACCUCACCGGAGAGUGUAACUACGGAGGACGCGUUACCGACGCUUGGGAUCGCCGAGCGAUUGUUACUAUUUUGGCGGACUACAUCAAUGAUCGGGUGGUGAAUGACCCGAAGUACCGCUUCUCCAACCAGGGCGACUGCUAUGGAGUUCCGUUGAGAAACGAACAUCGAGAGUACGUAGCGCAUAUCAAAAACAACGUACCGAACUACCCAAGUCCCGCCGUUUACGGAUUGCAUCCCAAUGCGGGGAUAACCAGGGAUCUUAACGCUUCCAAGGUGUUGCUGGAGUCCAUGUUGAUGACCCAGGGAGGAUCCUCGGAGAUGAGCGACGCCGACAAGGAGAAAGCUAUAUUAUCGGUCGUUGAAGGGAUUGAGAGUCGACUACCACCAGACUUCGACUUGGAAAUAGCAAAAGCAAAAUACCCAGUAGAUUACAGCGAAUCGAUGAAUACGGUGCUGGUUCAGGAAAUGGAACGAUUCAACAAUCUGCUCCAGGAAAUUCGCAGCAGCUGCAUCAAUCUGAAAAAGGGUAUCGCCGGGUUAAUUGUAUUGACUCCGGAGCUGGAAUCUGUUUACAACGCGAUCAACUACAAAAAGAUCCCGGACAGCUGGAUGCGGAAGUCGUAUCCGAGUUUGAAACCGAUCGGAGCAUACAUCAAUGACUUUUUGGAACGAUUGGCGUUCUUGGAAACGUGGUAUCAAACGGGUAAACCGAAUGUUUUCUGGAUCUCCGGAUUCUACUUUACACAGGCUUUCCUGACGGCGGCAAUGCAGAACUACGCUCGCAAGUACCGGAUUCCGAUCGAUAUACUGACAUUCGACUACAGUGUUUUGCGGGCAACGACGGUGAACUCAAGCCCAGAAGAUGGCGUUUACAUUGAAGGACUGUUCUUGGAAGGCGCCAAGUGGAAUCUCCGGGGAAGCUAUCUGGAGGAACAGUUACCGAAAAUGCUGAUCGAUACCAUGCCGAUCAUACAUCUGAUACCCAUCAAGACAGCCGAGCUGGACGAGGGCAACCGCUACAAAUGUCCGGUAUACAAAACGGCCGAGCGGAAGGGAACUCUUUCGACGACCGGUCAUUCAACGAACUACGUCAUCCCGAUUUUGCUGGGGACCAGACUGAAUAGCGCUCACUGGGUCAAACGGAGCGUGGCACUUCUGUGCCAGAUCUCGGAGUGAGCGCUGGAACUGAUAAAUUUUCUAAUAUCAUUUUAUCUGAAACGAGUGAAUCAUUAUAAUGGCGAAACAAGCACUUAAUUUUGCUAUACAUUGUAUUCUGAAUAAACGCACGUCGUAUUCAAGUAGAGGAUUCCUGCGAUAUAGUUCUUUAUGUAAUGAGUUGCAAAAAGUUGAUUUUUUCAGCACGAGUCUUAC